UCAAUUAAGCUUUCCCUUUGAGGGUACAAAUCAAACUGAGUACCUUGUGAGAGGAAGUACUCCCAUAGCUUUUUGCACUAUGGGAUCAUCCUUAAGUUGUUGUGGCAAUGAGAAGAUCGAUGAUGGGGCAAACUUAAUUGGUGGAGGGAAUAAUACUGCUACUUCAUGGAGGCUUUUCACGUACAAGGAGUUACAUGCUGCAACUAAUGGUUUCAGUGAUGAUAACAAGCUUGGAGAAGGUGGAUUCGGCAGUGUCUACUGGGGUAAAACCACCGACGGUCUUCAGAUUGCAGUGAAAAAGUUGAAAGCGAUGAACUCAAAAGCAGAAAUGGAAUUUGCUGUGGAAGUAGAAGUGCUUGGAAGGGUUCGGCACAGGAAUUUGCUAGGGCUAAGGGGAUACUGCGUUGGGACAGAUCAACGGCUUAUAGUGUAUGAUUACAUGCCUAACCUAAGCUUAUUGUCUCAUCUCCAUGGUCAAUUUGCUGGUGAAGUGCAAUUAGAUUGGAGGAGGAGGAUGAAGAUUGUCAUUGGUUCAGCAGAAGGCCUCUUGUACCUACACCAUGAAGUUACACCCCACAUCAUUCAUAGAGACAUAAAGGCAAGCAAUGUGCUAUUGGACUCAGACUUUGAGCCAUUAGUUGCAGAUUUUGGAUUUGCAAAGCUAAUACCAGAAGGUGUUAGUCAUAUGACAACUAGAGUUAAAGGCACAUUGGGGUACUUAGCACCUGAAUAUGCAAUGUGGGGAAAAGUCUCUGAAAGUUGUGAUGUAUAUAGCUUUGGAAUCCUCUUGCUAGAGAUUAUUACCGGAAGAAAACCUAUAGAAAAGCUUCCCGGCGGUGUUAAGAGGACUAUAACUGAAUGGGCAGAGCCAUUGAUCAUUAAAGGAAGAAUCAAAGACCUUGUUGAUCCCAGGCUUCGAGGAAACUUUGAUGAAACUCAGCUUAAACAGACUAUCAAUGUUGCUGCCUUAUGUGUGCAAAAUGAGCCCGAAAAGCGACCCAGUAUGAAGGAAGUGGUCAGCAUGCUUAAAGGGUACGAUUCCAGAGGCAGAGUGAUGCAAACAAGGAUUGACAGUGCUAAAUAUAAGGAAGAAUUGCUUGCACUUGACCAAACUAGUGAUGAUGGUGGUGGUGGUGGCGGCGACCCUGAUGAAAGUGAGUACGGUGUUUUUGGUGCAAUGGAGGUUCAGAAAAUGCAAGAUCCUUACAGGCGUCUUGGUGAUAAUAUGAAAAUGGCUAAAUAUGUGUAGGACAACUUGUUUAUUCUCCACAUAUUUUGUCAAUACGAAGACGAAUAAUUAAUUUAAUAUUUCUAUUAUUGCAGGCGGAAAGUUUGUUGAUCCAUUAUAUAUAAUAUUUAUUUAUGUACACUUUUUUUUCUUUUAAUUACAAGGAAAAUGUGAAGUAAGAAAUCUUAUUCAUAUGAAGAUCGACUAAGAAGGUAUUCGAUUUAGAAAUUUGAUGCAGCUAGUAAUUUUUGCUCACUGAAAGUUAUAUUAAAGUAUUUAAUAAAGAUUUAAAAAAUAACAAUUGAUGGCUGAUUUAGUCACAAUUAGCUGCUGACUGUAUUAUUUCUAUUUUAGUAUUUUUUUUAUCAGCUUAUAGAAUAUUUGAUUAUUUUUUAUUUGGACAUUAUUAUUCUUAUUAAAAUUUAUUAAUAAUAAUUUAUUUUAAAUUGAU
Molecule: messenger RNA, 1679 nt
Organism: Ricinus communis (castor bean)
Lineage: Eukaryota; Viridiplantae; Streptophyta; Magnoliopsida; Malpighiales; Euphorbiaceae
Product: PTI1-like tyrosine-protein kinase At3g15890
Exons: 4
Coding region: 80-1249 (389 amino acids)
Biological process (GO): protein phosphorylation
Molecular function (GO): protein kinase activity; ATP binding
Source: RefSeq, a predicted model, not a curated record